Molecule: messenger RNA, 1356 nt
Organism: Ceratitis capitata (Mediterranean fruit fly)
Lineage: Eukaryota; Metazoa; Arthropoda; Insecta; Diptera; Tephritidae
Product: protein FAM50 homolog
Exons: 1
Coding region: 195-1277 (360 amino acids)
Biological process (GO): chromatin organization
Cellular component (GO): nucleus
Source: RefSeq, a predicted model, not a curated record
CAACUACUUUGAAUACAUAAAAGAAGCAGAAACUCAGAAAUCACAAUAAACAAACAACAGCUGUUGAAGAUUGGUUGUGUUUCUAGAAAUAUUGGCGUUGUCAACAAAGACAGUGAAAAUAGAAGAGAAAGCAUUUUUAUAAAUAAUUUCAUAUAAAUUCUAAAGCAACGAAACAUUAAAAGUUUUACAACGUUAUGGCGCAUUAUAAGGGAGCCGCAAGUGAGGCGGGUCGUGCCGCACAAUUGAUGAAGAAACGUGAAAUUGCACAACAAGAAAUUGAGUUUCGCAAAAAGAAAAUCGAGGAGGAACUAAAACUCGACAAGAUUGAGAACAAAUUUGCUGCACAUUAUGACGCGGUGGAACAGCAGCUUAAAAGCUCGACCAUUGGUCUGGUCACCUUGGAUGAGAUGAAAGCCAAACAAGAAGAUAUAGUAAGGGAGCGUGAAAAAAAGUUGGCACAGAAAAAAGAUGAAAAAGAGCGUGAAAAGCAACGUGCACUGGAGGCUAUACAAGCAGAAAAGAAUAAACAGAAGCGGCAAAUUCAAGCGCUUUCUUUUAAUUUUAACGACGACGAAGAAGAAAAUGAAGAUGAGGAGACAAAGGACGAUGCGGAAUCUGAAUCAGAAGUUAAAGAAGUUAUUUUACCACCGAAGAAAAAAUGGACAGAAUUGGAUGAUGAUAGCGGUCCACCAAAGAAAAAGAAAAUUUUCAAAAAUCCAGAAGUAGAUACAUCUUUUCUACCUGACCGCGAACGUGAAGAGCAGGAGAAUCGUUUACGCGAACAAUUGCGACAGGAAUGGGUUAUGCAACAGGCGGCUCUUAAGGAUCAAGAAAUAACCAUCACCUUCAGUUACUGGGAUGGUUCUGGUCAUAGGCGAAGUGUGAUUAUGAAGAAAGGAAAUUCUAUUUACCAAUUUUUGCAACGCUGUCUUGAGCUGCUGCGUAAGGAAUUCAAUGAAUUGAAAACUGUUAUGGCUGAUCAACUUAUGUAUGUAAAGGAAGAUUUAAUACUGCCACAUCAUUAUUCGUUUUAUGAUUUCAUUGUGACAAAAGCUCGAGGUAAGAGUGGACCGCUUUUCCAAUUCGAUGUGCACGAUGACGUACGUAUGAUUAGCGAUGCAACUGUCGAAAAAGAAGAGUCACAUGCUGGCAAAGUGCUCUUACGUUCUUGGUACGAACGUAAUAAACAUAUUUUUCCAGCUAGUCGUUGGGAGCCAUACGAUCCUACAAAAACUUAUGAUAAGUAUACUAUUAAGGAUAAGAGUAAGAAAACAUAGAUUAAAUGUUUUGUAGAGGUUUUAGAUAAGCAAAAAAUAAAGUACAUUAUAUAUCUAUGUAUAACAUAUAAAAUGUGUA